Messenger RNA from Parascedosporium putredinis, 480 nucleotides. NCBI's taxonomy places the organism in Eukaryota, Fungi, Ascomycota, Sordariomycetes, Microascales, Microascaceae. The record is from the annotation of a GenBank genome assembly.
AUGGGAGGAACGGCGGUUGUGGCAAGCUCAGCAAUCGCUGAAGGUGCGCCUGUGAAGGACGGUCUCGGCCCAAAGAUCUGGACGGGCACGCACUUUUUGCCGCGCUUUGUGUGUGCAGCCGAGGUGCCCGGUGAAGGCAUGUGCUAUUUUUAUGACGACGGAAGCCAUUGUAAAACGGUGAUCGAUGGCGAGGCCGUUAAUGCUCACUGGGGCGUCACCAAAGCUGGCAAGCCGAGAAAGAGGUUAGCCAUAGCGUGCGUCACGUGUCGGGAGAAGAAGAUCAAGUGCGAUCCAGACUUCCCGCGAUGCCUUCAGUGCGAAAAGUUUGGUCGGAUCUGCAAGUUUAAGAAUGCCCUCGACGAGUUCCGCCUCCACCAGAUGUUCACAAGCCAACAACGGCCUGGCAUCCACAAGGGCUCGAACUACCGCGGAUCCAUGAGGACGUCCUCCAUAGGCCAUGGCAACCAGAACCGUAUGUGA